Babesia ovata is the source of this 411-nucleotide messenger RNA. RefSeq names its product transposase, putative. The coding region runs from base 1 to 411 and encodes 136 amino acids. The record is from RefSeq and is a predicted model, not a curated record. The transcript has 3 exons. NCBI's taxonomy places the organism in Eukaryota, Apicomplexa, Aconoidasida, Piroplasmida, Babesiidae.
AUGGCAGCGAAAAACCCGUGUGGAGUGGAAUUCGGUAUGCCUUUGGCGUUUGGCAUUGCCUCUCCGCUGGCCAUGAUGUGCACGUUUCAACAUCAGCGUAGUUCUGUAGGUAGUGUCUUAAGCGUUUGCUGGCUCCAGGACUGUCCAUCGAAACCAGCAGGUGUGAUGGGCAUAGCGGAGAACGGUUUGGGCGGUGAAGCGGGACGAAAAGCCUUAAUAGCAUCGGAGGUGACGACCGCUCCAUUAAGUACUGGCGAUGCAGGCGGUUGUGAACUCUGCGGCGUUGAGGGAUCAGGCAUGUCAUCAUCUUUUGUUUUGGCAGCUGCAGCAGGUUUCGUGAUCUCUACUGUGACAUCCGGAGAUUCUCGUAUGACUUCCCCGCUGACUUCUAAAUCGCUCUUCAUGAAAUGA